CUGGGCUAUAUUCGUUCUCCCGGCGUGCUCCGUCUCUCCUCUCAGCGCGACGAUUACGGUAACGCCGUCGCCGCCCUACGGCUCAGAUCUUCGUCGUCAUCUUCUCCGGCAACGAGCACCCAAAGAUGGUGGUCCUUCAACCAGAUCGGUUCCUGAGCGAGCUGACGAGCAUGUACGAGCGGAGCACGGAGAAGGGCUCCGUCUGGGUCACCAUGAAGCGAUCAACUCUCAAGGGCAAGGCACAGUUGCGGAAGAUGGAGAAUAAGGGGCAGGAGGUAGAGCACAGGUGCCUCGUCCGCGCCUCCAAUGGCAAGAAGAACAUCUCCACCUCGGUUUCUCUAAAGGAGUACACAAAGUUUCAAGCUUCAUACGCAACAGUUCUUAAGGCCCAUAUGCAUGCUCUGAAGAAAAGGGAGAGGAAAGACAAGAAGAAGACUGCAGAUGCUGAGAAGGCAAUUGAGACCGCACCCAAGAAGCAGAAGAAAGCAUCUUCAAAGAAAUCUUCAGGGUCCAAGUCAUAAGGCGCUCACAGAACUCAGUGUGUCUUCUCCUUUAUGUUGUUUACCGCCAGACUAAUUAGAGUGUCGUGAAGUUUUACUUAUCUGGUUUUUAUUCGAAUUCGUGUCUGGAAGAUGAAAGCCUGUGAAUACACCUUUAUAGAGCCGUGUCAUCGAUGCUAACAUUUUUUGAAGCAGAGUUUUGAGGUGAAUGUGAGGCGCUGUGCUGCCCUGAUUGGCAUU
Zea mays is the source of this 740-nucleotide messenger RNA. RefSeq names its product signal recognition particle 14 kDa protein. NCBI's taxonomy places the organism in Eukaryota, Viridiplantae, Streptophyta, Magnoliopsida, Poales, Poaceae. Gene Ontology annotation, cellular component: signal recognition particle, endoplasmic reticulum targeting. The record is from RefSeq and is marked provisional. The transcript has 4 exons. The coding region runs from base 126 to 521 and encodes 131 amino acids. Gene Ontology annotation, molecular function: 7S RNA binding; endoplasmic reticulum signal sequence receptor activity. Gene Ontology annotation, biological process: SRP-dependent cotranslational protein targeting to membrane.